UUUAAGGGACAGCAAUUGAACUAGUUAUUAUUCUUUGCCCUUCACCAUCAACAAUGGCGCCGAUUGACCCUCACUCGUUCACUGACUCCACUCAACCAUCCACUUCUCGCAUUUCACUUUCUCUCUACUUCGACUUUUCGUCCUCCAUAAUCCAUGCCUCUGCUCUGAUUUCCCUCACAAACCCUCACUCCGGCCCUUUCUUUCUCGACACUCGUUCUCUCACAAUCGACUCCAUUAUCGACCCGCAAUCCAAAACUCCGAUUCCAUUUUCACUUGCCGACAACGACCCUAUCAAAGGUCGUCAACUCUCUGUUUCUCUUUCGAACCAUUCCUCAUUUCUGGUAAUAUACACUACCUCACCUUCUUCUUCGGCCUUGCAAUGGCUUAAUCCCCUCCAAACGUUUAAUAAAACACACCCUUUUGUGUAUACACAAUGCCAAGCCAUUCACGCACGCGCGGUGCUCCCAUGUCAGGACACUCCUGCUGUUCGGAUACGUUACUCCGCUCGCCUGAACAUCCCCGAUCAGUUAUCGGCGGUGAUGGCUGCCCGGCACGUGGAACGACGUCGUCCAGCUGACAACGAAGCUGAAGAACUGGGUUGCGGGAAUUCAUUGUGGUGUGCUGAAGGGAGAGUGGUGGAGGAGUUUGUCAUGGAGCAGCCAGUGCCGCCAUACCUUUUUGCAUUUGCUAUUGGGGAAAUUGGGAGCCGGGAUGUGGGGCCCAGGUCUAGGGUUUAUACCGAGGCGGCGCCGGAGCUUUUGGACGCCGCGGCGAGGGAGUUUGCAGGGACAGAAGAUAUGAUAAGGCAAGGAGAGAAGUUGUUCGCAGAGUAUGAAUGGGAGAGGUUCGAUUUGUUGGUAUUGCCACCGAGUUUUCCGUACGGAGGUAUGGAGAAUCCAAGGAUGGUGUUCUUGACACCAACUGUGAUCAAGGGGGAUGCCAGUGGAGCACAGGUGGUGGCUCAUGAACUUGCUCACAGUUGGACAGGGAAUUUGAUCACUAACAAGACCAAUGAGCAUUUUUGGUUGAAUGAGGGCUUCACAACGUAUGCAGAGAGGAGAAUUGUGGAGGUUGUGCAAGGGGAAAAAAGAGCUGCAUUGAACAUUGGAAUUGGUUGGAGGGGUUUAAACGACGAAGUUGAGAGGUUCAAAGAUAAUAUGGAGUUUACUAAGCUUAUAAAUUGCCAGGAAGGGAUCGAUCCAGAUGAUGUGUAUUCUCAGGUUCCAUAUGAAAAGGGUUUCCAGUUCUUAUUGCGUAUUGAACGCCAGGUUGGAAGGCCUACAUUUGAUCAGUUCCUGAAGAAAUAUAUUGCUACAUUCAAAUUCAAAUCAAUUGACACUGAAACGUUCAUCGACUUUCUCAAAGCUAACAUCCCUGGAAUAGAGAAGCAGAUAGACUUAAAAUUGUGGACUGAAGGUACUGGCAUCCCUCCAGAUGCUUAUGAACCUGAUUCCAGUGUCUAUAAAAUGAUUGUAUCCCUGGCAAAUGAGUUUGUAAACGGAAGGAUUCCAAGGGAGGAUGAAGUUGCUGAUUGGCAAGGUCAGGAAUGGGAGCUGUACUUGGAAAAUUUGCCAAAAUCCAUUGAAGCUUCUCAGCUUGUCGCCCUGGAUUCGCGCUACAGGAUAUCAGAAUCGAAGGAUUACGAGGUGAAGGUGGCAUUCCUUCAACGCGCUCUUGCAAUUGGGUGCAGAGAUUACUAUAAUGAAGUGGAGAAGACAUUGAAAGAAAUUGGAAGGAUGAAGUAUCUGCGUCCUCUUUACACUGCUCUGGUUCAAGGCAGUGGAAAGGAAGAGGAUAAAGUUUUUGCCAAACGGCUCUUCUCAGAGGCCCGUGAGUUGUAUCAUCCCAUUGCUCAGGGUGUUGUUGAGUCUAUAUUGGCCAAGCAUCUGUAGAAGCAACUUUCAAGAUUUUAUAAUCUCUUCUUCAUGAGCCAACACGUCAAAGUCUAUCUCUGAUCUGCUGAUUGAGACAUGUGUUCUCGUGUAUGUGUAAUGUGUUCGUAUUCUCGUUCUAGGUAACUGUUAAAACACUUGAAUCUACUUUCAUGGAAUAAAUCGUCUCAAUACUACAGAGAUGUUAGGUGGUUAGUGAUAAA
Prosopis cineraria is the source of this 2095-nucleotide messenger RNA. Its product is annotated as leucine aminopeptidase. Gene Ontology annotation, biological process: proteolysis. Gene Ontology annotation, molecular function: zinc ion binding; metallopeptidase activity. The transcript is spliced from 4 exons. The coding region runs from base 54 to 1892 and encodes 612 amino acids. Gene Ontology annotation, cellular component: cytosol. Lineage: Eukaryota; Viridiplantae; Streptophyta; Magnoliopsida; Fabales; Fabaceae. The record is from RefSeq and is a predicted model, not a curated record.